Hibiscus syriacus is the source of this 680-nucleotide messenger RNA. RefSeq names its product SNF1-related protein kinase regulatory subunit beta-3-like. The transcript is spliced from 4 exons. The record is from RefSeq and is a predicted model, not a curated record. Gene Ontology annotation, molecular function: protein binding. The coding region runs from base 262 to 615 and encodes 117 amino acids. NCBI's taxonomy places the organism in Eukaryota, Viridiplantae, Streptophyta, Magnoliopsida, Malvales, Malvaceae.
CGGAUUUCCCUUUGGGUUCUUCUCCCGCAAUUACCUAUAGUUACCCCUUUAGUUUUUAUUCUGGUAAAUUAUCUUCUUCGCAGGGUAAGCUUGACGACAGUGAAAAUUUAUUCAAUUAUUUGGCGUUAGAGUUUGGUUUUUAUAGGAGAAACUUAGUGUUCAAAGCAGGAGUGUUGGUGGUUGAAGGCGAUUGACCGCAAUCAAAUUGGGCUCACUUGUGUUAUGAUUUAGGCCUCGUAGCCUCUCGUGUUACUUGUCAAUAUGAAAAACCAAUAUGGUGAAGAUCAAGAUGAAGCAACUGUCAUGGGGUUUGAAGUGCCAAGAUCACCAGAUUCUAGUUAUAAUAAUGUGUACCCUGGGAACGAAGAUGAUGCACGUGACCCACCACUUGUCCCUCCACAGCUGCAUCGUACCUUGCUUAGGUACCCUGCUAGCAUGAACACAUCCGGGAGUCUUCCUUUCCCCGACAACGUGAUUUUAAAUCAUCUUUACAUUGAAAACCGAGAGCCACCAAGAUCUGCAGUGGCGCUUGGAUUUACUCAACGCUUUCGUUCGAAGUAUGUUACUCUUGUGCUAUACAAACCGGUUCCAAGAAGUGGAAGUAGCAGUACUUAAGAUAUGAAACGAGAACAGACUUUCGCCGGUGUGAUGGAAUUAGUUGCAAUAGACUCAAAUACAAG